UGCGGCCUGUGGGCUGGGCGGCCCUUCCGGUCUGCGCCGGCCCCCGGCCUCCAGGGCGGCGGAGCCGGGAAGUGGGAGAGGGGGCGAAGGAGGCGGAGACUGCCGCGGCUGCAGCCCGGCCGGGCUCCGAGCGAGGGACUGCAUGGAGCGGCCGGCGCGGCUUUGCGGGCUGUGGGCGCUGCUGCUCUGCGCCGGCGGCGGCGGGGUGGCCGCGCCCGCGGAAACUCAGCCACCUGUGACGAAUUUGAGCGUGUCUGUUGAAAACCUCUGCACAGUCACAUGGACAUGGAAUCCUCCUGAGGGAGCCAGCCCAAAUUGUAGUCUAAAGUAUUUUAGUCAUUUUGGCAACAAACAGGAUAAGAAAAUUGCUCCAGAAACUUAUCGUUCAAAAGAAGUGCCCCUGAAUGAGAGGAUUUGUCUGCAAGUGGGGUCCCAGUGUAGCACCAACGAAAGUGAGAAGCCUAGCAUUUUGGUGGAAAAGUGCAUCUCGCCCCCUGAAGGCGAUCCUGAGUCCGCUGUUACUGAGCUACAAUGCAUUUGGUAUAACCUGAGCUACAUGAAGUGCGCUUGGCUGCCUGGAAGGAAUACAAAUCCUGACACUAACUACACUCUCUACUAUUGGCACAGCAGCCUAGGAAAAAUUCUUCAGUGUGAAGACAUCUAUAGAGAAGGUCAACACAUUGGUUGUUCCUUUGCUCUGACUAAGGUGAAGGAUUCCAGUUUUGAACAACACAGUGUCCAAGUAAUGGUCAAGGACAAUGCAGGAAAAAUCAGACCAUCCUUCAAUAUAGUGCCUUUAACUUCUCAUGUGAAACCUGAUCCUCCACAUAUUAAAAAUCUCUCCUUCCAAAAUGGUGACUUAUACGUGCAGUGGAAGAAUCCACAGAAUUUUUAUAGCAGAUGCUUAUCUUAUGAAGUAGAAGUCAAUAACAGCCAAGCUGAGACACAUGAUAUUUUCUACGUUGAAGAGGCCAAAUGUCAGAAUUCAGAAUUUGAAGGAAACCUAGAGGGUACAAUUUGUUUCAUGGUCCCUGGUGUUCUUCCUGAUACUUUGAACACAGUCAGAAUAAGAGUCAAAACAAAUAAGUUAUGCUAUGAGGAUGACAAACUCUGGAGUAAUUGGAGUCAAGCAAUGAGUAUAGGUCAGAAGGCCAAUCCAACAUUUUACAUAACCACGUUACUCAUCAUUCCGAUCUUCGUUGCGGCUGCAAUCAUAGUCCUUCUGCUGUACCUGAAAAGGCUCAAGAUUAUUAUAUUCCCUCCAAUUCCUGAUCCUGGCAAGAUUUUUAAAGAAAUGUUUGGAGACCAGAAUGAUGAUACCCUGCACUGGAAGAAGUACGACAUCUGUGAGAAGCAAACCAAAGAGGAAACUGACUCUGUAGUGCUGAUAGAAAGCCUGAAGAGAGCCUCUCAGUGAUGGGGAUAAUUUAUUUUAACCUUCAAUGUGACCUUGUGAAGAUUCAUUCCGUUUUCCAUUUGUUAUCUGGGAACUUGUUAAAUGGAAACCGAAACUACUGGACCAUUUAAAAACAGGCAGUUCAUAAGAGCCACAGGUCUUUAUGUUGAGCCGUGCACCGAAAAACUAAAAAUAAUAAUGGGCCCUUUGGAGAAAAGAGUGGAGUCAUUUUCGUUGAAUUAUAAAAAGCAGACGUCUUUUGCUAAGGCUUCCAACUAGAGGACAAAAGCAAAAAGUGAUGAUGGCAGUCGAGUUAAUCUUAUCAAGAGUUGUGACAACUUCCUGAGGGACCUAGGCCUGCUUUGUAUUCUUUGUCUCAAAUAAUACCAACAAAUUUUAUUUGUAGGAGAACUCAUUUUGGGUGCAAAUGCUAAAGUCAAACUUGAGUCAUAGAGAACAUCUAGCAAACAAAAUUGAUAAAAUCUGUUAUCUGUUGUUUGGGAUCCCACUGAGUAAUGGCUAUGGCUAUUAACACUCUUUAAUAGUCCGGAAUCUUCAUCCCCUUCAGCAGCAUUUUCCUCUGCUUUGAAAGGCCCAGGCAUCCAUGUUGGCCGUGACUACAGCAAAAGCAGAAGAAGCUUCUUGACUGAGAUCUUUCAAAGCCAUUUCAGGCUUUUAAGGGCAGUAGAGGCAGAAUGACUUAUUGGGUAUUAGAGUUUGAACGACACAGUCUCUAAUGAUGCAUUGUUUUUUCUUCACCUCCGCUACUCAAAUCAAGUAUUUACUCUGCGUCCAGAUUGUGUUAGGCCCCCAGGUGUGAGGCACCAACUCCCUCAAAGAAUUCACAGUCUAGUUGGGUCUCCUCAGUUCUUUCUCCCCACCAGUCAUUUUCCAGACCUUUCAACACCCCACUUCCCACCUCGAUUUCCCUUUUUGCAUCUCCCUCAUUCCCUUCUGUGUAGUCUUUCACCUCUCAUGAGCAAUUAGAAUAUAAAUCUGCUCACAGCACCUAGAGGAGCAGGGAGUAAUUUGCAUCUCAGGAAAAGUGUGAGUAGACUGAGAAACAAUGACUAAUUCUCGCAUAUUUUGUAACUUCUGUGUGACUCUGCAUUUAUUUGAAGCUUUUCAGCAUUUACUGUUUCUGUAUGCAUUUUAUAAACAGAAAACAGUUAUUAUCGUCACCUAGAACUUUGCUAUUUGCUUGAGAAAAAAAGAAUAGUUGUGUCUUUCUCUUUUCCCUUACUCCCACAAAUGGUUAUUAGUAGGUUUUGUUUCUUAUAUUGAUAACCAGCCAUCCAAGGCUCCAACGUUUGUAUUUUUUUUUUUGCAUAUGUUAAGGCUCCAUUCUCACCCAUCCCCACAACGUAUCCAUAUAUAUAUAUAUUCCCUCUACUUCUACUUCCUCCAUAUUUAAAGUGUGGAAAUGAGAAGUCCCCCUCCAAUGUUUCUCUCCUCACACACAUAGACUCAGAUUACUGGUAGGAACUUGAGAACUCUAUAUCACAAGUUCUCCAAACAUUCAUCCAUUUGUAUUAAUAAGAUAAUGCUACUUCCAAUUCCUGCUCUUAGGGAAGGGAGAUCAGACAUCCCUGCUCUUUUCAGGUGUGGGUACAGUGCAGGAGAACUGUGCCCUGGCUUUCCUGAGGAAAUUGGGGUUCGUGGCAAUGGCAGAUGGCAAGGUGUUUCCUCCCCCUGCUUUUAUAUUUGAGGUCAGACUGAGGCUGGGAGACGGGCAUGGAUGUGCUAUUCUGUCCUACUCUUCUCUAGAAAGAAUAUUUGGUUUUCCUGUGUAGGGAUGAGAUGAUUUCCUAGCCAGCUCUUAUACUUCCGCGAAACAAAACACCUAAAUGCCUCACCCAAAGCCAUUUUUCCUGUCAUCCUAUUUAGAUGGCAGUGCGGGGAGGGGAUGCUUUGAUAUUCUGAUUACCCAGAGAACUGACGCCUACAGUCCUGCAGCCUGGGAGUGGGCUGGGAGCGGGGGUGUUUCCAUCUUGCUCUUUUAGUGGUAAAAUAGUUGAGGGAAAAGUGGGCAGUGAAUUAUGGGAGUACCUAUGGCUGUUAUAUAACUGCUGACAACUGAUCCCCAGGUCUUGAGAGCUCUUGGAGACUUUAACACAUCAGUGGAAUUCCCACUACCCGUAGGAAACUAGUAGGUUCAUGUGCUAUUUUAUGUCUAACCUUUAUGGAUUUGUUUUCUCCACAUAUCUAAGUAAAGCCACUGUAAGGAUGGUCAUUCCUAUUCUUUCAUUCAGAUAAGUGUGUUCUUCAUCCCGCACUGAAGGGAUACGUGAAACAAUGUUAACAUUUUUGGUAAUGCCUUCAAAUGAGGAUCAUUUUGUUUAACUUCUUACAGAAAAGCUUGAGUAAAAUAAAUAUUAAUUGUCUUUUUGUAUGUCACCCAAA
Molecule: messenger RNA, 3799 nt
Organism: Balaenoptera ricei (Rice's whale)
Lineage: Eukaryota; Metazoa; Chordata; Mammalia; Artiodactyla; Balaenopteridae
Gene: IL13RA1
Product: interleukin 13 receptor subunit alpha 1
Exons: 11
Coding region: 143-1417 (424 amino acids)
Biological process (GO): cytokine-mediated signaling pathway
Cellular component (GO): membrane; external side of plasma membrane
Molecular function (GO): protein binding; cytokine receptor activity
Source: RefSeq, a predicted model, not a curated record